GGGGGCUUUUCCGAUCCAUGAGUGUAAGUGUUUUUUACUACGUAUAAAGAUAAACCUCUUUAACUGCAGUUCAUGUGGAUGUUGUAGUUCCCAGGGGUCACCAGUGACUUUUUCACGUUCUCCAAUUCGUCGUCCUGCCACCAGCACGUCUACUCAACAUCUGACGUAGUCGCUGCAAGACCUCCUCCGGACCGGAC
Messenger RNA from Amoebophrya sp. A120, 197 nucleotides. The record is from the annotation of a GenBank genome assembly. Lineage: Eukaryota; Dinophyceae; Syndiniales; Amoebophryaceae.